AUGCCACCGCCGGACGGCGACCGGUCCUCCAACUACCUUUUGCUCUGGCCCAAGCACCGACGGGUGCACAUCGCCGAUGUCAACGAUGCACUGUAUGCGCUCGAGGCCGCCGUGAAGAAACCAAACGCCACCGACCUCUGGGGCUGCGACUCGGUCGACGCCAUGGCCGAGAUGUAUUUGCAAGAGUAUCUCGUUCGUGGUUGCUCGCUGCGCUCGGUCCAGCGCUUGGCGUCGGUGGUCGUGCGCCUCGGUAGCGUCGCCUUGGCUCAAAAAAUGCUGUCGGAAUGUCCAAAGUCGGGGUCGACCGUCGCCGACGUGGCGCCGUGGGUGCAGCAGCUGCUCGAGCGCUUCGACGCGCUGGAAACGUUUCUGGGCCAAGUGAUGCAGCACACGUCGCUUCCGCUCAUUGCGAGCCUCACCGGCGUCGCUGCGACGCCCAUGUGCCCACCACUGUCGACGCCAUGCACGCGCGAGUGCGUCCGGUGGCUCCUGCCACGGCUGCACGCGCUCGUCGUGCCGGCUUGCGACGACGAUGACCGCGAGGUAGGGAUCCUCAACGAACGCCUCGCGUGGCUUCUGCUCAUCGACACGUAUGUCGACGCGGCGGACGCCGGCCAAUGGUUCUCGCCGCAGCUUCCACGUCGGGCCAUCCAGACCAUCAACGCCUGCAUCGGUGCGUCCUCGGCCAUGCUGACAAUGCUCCAGAAACAACCCACGUUCGAGAUUGUCAUCCCGGCGUUUGAGCGGGCGCUUGAAUUGGUGGCCGAGCCCUAUCGACCGACGUUGCGCCGCCGCCUACGGUACUGGCGGCCACUCGUCGACGAUGGAGCCCUUCGCCCCCGCCCGAGUGCCAACCACAUGUGGGCGUGCGCGACGCUCGCCAUGUUGCGCUACGCGCAUCGCAUGGAGCCGACGCGAUCGGUGGCAGACGUGCUUUCGCUCUGCACGGCCCGGGCCUCGUCCAUCCACGACAUGUCGGCGACAACGUACUCGAACAUCUACCACCUCUUGAAAGCCACGUUCUGGAACGACUACGACGACGACGUGGACGGUGUCUUGACGCUGCUGCGGCAGCACGGCCUCGACCGGGCGAUCGAACACGGCAACGAUGCCGUGGACGACGGUCGGUACGCCGAGUGGGACCCGUACUACGACUCGAACGACGAUGACGAGGACGAAGACGGCGACGACGACGAGCAUGAAGACGUCGUGGCGUCCGUCGCGCGUCGCUUCUUCCGAAACCCGCCGCGUCGGAAGCGCAACGCGACCGCGCCGUCGUCCAGCGCCAAGAAAGCCCGCACGUGA
Saprolegnia parasitica CBS 223.65 is the source of this 1305-nucleotide messenger RNA. RefSeq lists its product as hypothetical. Lineage: Eukaryota; Oomycota; Saprolegniomycetes; Saprolegniales; Saprolegniaceae. The transcript has 2 exons. Bases 1 to 1305 code for a protein of 434 amino acids. The record is from RefSeq and is a predicted model, not a curated record.